This is a messenger RNA of Fundulus heteroclitus (mummichog), 5876 nucleotides long. RefSeq names its product polycystic kidney disease protein 1-like 2. Gene Ontology annotation, molecular function: calcium channel activity; protein binding; calcium ion binding. The record is from RefSeq and is a predicted model, not a curated record. Gene Ontology annotation, biological process: detection of mechanical stimulus. Gene Ontology annotation, cellular component: membrane. Lineage: Eukaryota; Metazoa; Chordata; Actinopteri; Cyprinodontiformes; Fundulidae.
ACAGGGAAACCAGGAAACGGCGUACCGGAGAUGCUCGACCGGCCCAAUAAAAGGCAGAAUGUCACAGGGGUGAGCAAACGAGACGAGACCAGAGCUGCUCUGAAACCUCCAAAAAGUUGAACGGAGAAGCGGAGAGACUAAACUUUUGUAUUUUUAAAGUGAGAAUAGGCAGGAUGUGCAGGGCAAUUCUGCACAUGCUGGUCCUGUUGAUAUCUCGCUGUCAGCCUUCUGUUGAGAAUGAUGUGGAGGUCACAGCUUCCUGUCCACAGGACCAGAGGGCAUUUCGAGGUUCCUGCUUUGAGCUUGUGGGUCAGCAGCUCCCUUUUCACAGAGCUCAAGAUUGGUGUGAGGAGAGCGGAGGACACCUCGCAUUCAUCCCAGAUGAAGAAACUCAAAAUUUUCUCGAAAGACACUUGGACACUGAAAAGGACCUGUGGCUCGGACUGGCACAGUCCAGCUCCCCAAAACGGUGGUUUUCUGUGCAUGCUGAAGCUCCUCUUUUCUCUUGGCUGAAUGGUUCACCUCUCACCUUCUCAAAUUGGGUGAGCAGCCCACAGCCGGGUGCAGCUUGUGGAUACAUACUGAGAGGCUCAGGCUUUCAGUGGGAGGCCACAAAAGACUGCAACAAAAACAUGCACUUCAUCUGUCAGUUUGAGCCUGGAAGAAGAAUUGUAUGUUUGGGUCACAACACCACUCUGCAGUGUGGGUCUGGUCAAGUGUUAAUGAUAGAAGGGGCCCUAUUCGGUCGCGACAACAUUCAUUACUGUCGGCCCAGGUUCUCCACACCAGCAUUCAAACAGCAAAGGUGCAGCCAGGUGGAUGCUGCAGCCUCCAUUAAAGAUCACUGUCAAGAGCAUCAAAUCUGCAGGAUCAGUGAAGUUAUGAGUUCAUUUGAUGACCUCUGUCCUGAGCUGAAGAGCUACCUGACUGUGGACUAUCACUGCAAAGUUGUGCUCACACUGUCAGUGCCAAUCGUGGCUGCUGUUUAUGAUGACAUCGUCAUUGAAAGCAAAUGGCAUAGACAAUCAUCAUGGGGAAACUGUGUAUUAAAGACUGGAGAUGGCCAUAUUUUUCAUCUGCGCGAUCUGAAUGGGUUGAAGAGCAGUGUCAUGCAUAAAUACACUCGUCCAAGUACAUUUGUUGUGGCGCUUGAAUGCACCAACAGUGAAAGACACAUUACAGCCCAGGAGAUAAUUACAAUUGAAGAGCCUGUUGCAGAGAUUGGUGCCAUCAGAUGCUUUGCUGGAAAUUCGUCUUUUUAUGAAACCGACUGCAGAGCCCUGUAUGGAGGAGCAUUUAGAAUUCAAAUAGGAGUAAAAUCAGGAACAAAUGUGGCCUACAGAAUACAAAUGAACGAUACACUGCUAGCUGCCUUACAUGUGUUGCAGGGAAAUGUUCCCCAGAACAUCACAUUGAGCCCAAAAGCAGUGAAGGAGCUUGGCCCCGGCUGCCACAAGUUGACUCUUUAUGCAUCGAACUUGGUAACUUUUCCAGAGGUUUCUUCAAACCUUGAGGUUUGUGUUUUGGAAGAAUUAGCCGGACUUCAGGCCAGCCUGCUGAAAGAGACAGAUGAUUGUUUUGGCUCUACAUCCAUUAGUCUUGGAGUUUCACUUGACCGCGGAGAACCAGUCCUGCUCCUCUUCUCACUGACUGGAGAAAAUGGGACGUUUUCUGAAACCAGAGAAAUGAAUACAAGGAGGGAAUCUUUUGUAAUCAGUCACCCAAUUCAAGAAAAGCAUCUGCUAUGCAGUAGUAACAGAGAAGUGAUAGUUAUUUUCCUUCCCCUCGGGGACAGCAGCUCUAACUACAACCUCCUAAUAACAGUGACUGCAAAAUACGACAGCUUUGAGGCUAGCACCACUCUAAAUCCACAGGUUUUGGAUGCUAUACCAGACUCGAGCUCAGUGGAUAACCUCAACUUGUCUAUAGUGAAUGCUUUGGAUAAGCUAAAUAACACAGGUAUACUAUCAGGAGAGACUAUCGGAGAGAUUUUUAACUCUGUGUCUGAAAAGCUGAAUAGCCAAACUGAUGAAUCAGAAAAGAAAGACAGACAAGAGCUGAGACAGAAGAUGCUGGAUUUGAUGAUUGGCAUAAUAAAGGAAUCACCUAUAAAAACUCCAGAAGAAACUCAGGUGGUUGCCAGAGGGCUUACUUCUCUCAUCCAGAAAGGCGAUGAACUCGGCUUGUCCGCACAGGUUGAUGCCGCUACAUUGUUUGCCAAUCUCAGUUUAUCUGUUCUGGAUAUGGAUUUGAGCACAGCUGAAGACAAGGAAGCAGUUGUCACUGCAUCAAGCAUCAUUGUGGAGGGACUGGGCAAGAUCUUGGAGUAUUCAUCCGACAAAAACAUCUCUGAUGCUCUGCUUCGUGCUCUAAGCACUAUACAGAGUGCUUUGUUGAAAACGAUGAAGGUUAAUGAAGGUCCAACUAUAAUACAAAAACCUCAUAUUAAUUUGUUCGUCAAUAGAGUGAGACGUGAGAGUUUACACACGGAGUCCAUAAGUGUUAACUUAAGUUCUCAGCCUACAUUUUCUCUGCCACAACUGCCCUCUAACAUGUUUUCUUCAGAGGAACCAGUGGAUGUUCGGAUGCUGAGUUUAGAUAAAAACCCCUUUUCUUGGAACGAGAAAGGAAACAUCAGUGGACUAAUAGGUGGUCUGUCUCUCACAAGACAAGAUGGAUCCGGUAUCCCUGUGGAGAACUUAAGUGAAGAUAUUGAGAUUCUGUUGCCAAGGCCUGAUGGAGAACAAGUGAACUCUUCUGUUUUGGAUCUUGGGAACUACAGCACCACAGCCAUAGAAGUUCCUUCAGCAGACUCUACUCUGCUAUUAAAGAUGGUGCCUUCAGUGGAUCCUUUACCCUUCAAACUGUUCCUGGGUUACAUGGAUUACCCCACUGACACAAAUUAUGUAGCGAUGACCGAGAUGCCCCUUCCGGGAACUACUCAAGAAGAAAGAUAUACCUGGCUUCUUAGCCCCGCACAUUUAAAGGGGAACACUGGAUUGCAUUAUCUGGUGGUGAGGCCUAUUGUUGGUCCAGGUAUAAAAUCUAUCAAUGCCACGUUAUCUAUUACUCCCAUUACAUCUUCAUGCAAAUUUUGGAAUGAAACUCUGCUGGACUGGAAGGAUUCUGGAUGCAGAGUUGGUGUCAAGACCACACAUUUAGUCACCCAGUGCCUCUGCAAGCACCUUACUUUCUUUGGCAGCUCUUUCUUUGUGACUCCAAAUCUGGUCGAUCCUUCACGCACUGCUGAGCUUUUUGCAACCUUUGCUGAGAAUCCAGUGGUUGUGUGCUUUGUUGGCGCUCUAUUUGUGACCUACCUCCUCGUGGUUGUGUGGGCCCGAAGAAAAGACAUCAAAGACACAGUCAAGGUAAAGGGUACGGUGCUGGAGGACAACGACCCCAUGGACAAUUAUCGCUAUCUGUUGUGUGUUUGCACUGGACAUCGUGUAGGUGCCUCCACUUCCUCACAGGUUAUAGUCACUCUGCUGGGUGCAGAUGGAAACAGCAAGCCUCACCACCUGACUGAUCCAAAGAAACCUGUUUUUGAGAGGGGAGCGGUGGAUUUGUUCCUGCUGACUACACCCUCCUCUUUGGGCGAGCUGCAGGGCAUCAGAUUAUGGCACAACAAUUCUGGGAGUCAUCCUGCUUGGUUUGUAGGCAACGUCCUGGUGCAGGAUUUACAGACAGAACAGAAAUGGUAUUUUCUAUGCAAUUCCUGGCUGGCAAUAGACAUGGGUGAUUGCUGCCUCGAUAAACUCUUUCCUGUUUCUACAGAGAUGGAUCUGAAGAAAUUCAGUAAUCUGUUCUUCAUGAAGACAGCGAGGGAUUUUAGUGACGGCCACCUUUGGUACUCUGUGAUCAGUCGACCACCGAGCAGCACUUUUACUUGUGUACAAAGGGUUUCCUGCUGUUUCUCCCUGCUGCUGUGCACCAUGCUGACCAGCAUCAUGUUUUAUGGGAUCCCAACAGACCCCUCAGAUCAGGUCAUGGAUUUGGGUCACUUUGAGUUCACCUGGCAGCAGUUCAUGGUCGGGGUCCAGAGUUCCCUCAUCAUGUUUCCAAUAAACCUCCUCAUAGUCAGCAUCUUCAGAAACACUCGUCCUCGGGAGACGUCUUGUUGUUGCAGCAAAACAAAGAAAGCGAGUCGCCUCCAGCAAAAGGGCGCCGUUUCUUUGCAAGCGACAACCACCGCCACCAACAAUGGAAGCGUCACUUUAGACAUCAUCAUAAAAGACAUUUCAAGAAUCCUUCAGUCGCUCUAUGAGCUAACCAAAUGCAACAUCCCAUCCAACGAGUCUGAAUUUGGGCCUGGAAGAGAAACUGACAUCAGUGCUGUCCUUGCUGAGGUGGAAGAAUUUCUCAAACAGAAUACGAAAUGCAGCAAUGACACCCAGACAAAAGCACAGUCUCAACUAACAGACGAGGGGAUUCAGAAGAAGAGCAACAAAAUCCAGCAUCUACACAGACAGAUAUGUCAUCUUGCAAAGCAGCUGAGUGUGAUGGGCACCUCCAGCUUCCCCAGCCCACAAACUUUCGAUAACGCCCUGCGGCAGGUCCAGGGGAUGAAGAGCUUCCUUGAAGAUCAGUUUCUCGCAUCAAGCCAUGUGGACCAAGAUGACCUUAUAUAUGAGAAGAAUAUUCCUGAGCAUGGCACGUCAAGUGGUGGUGGUAAAAAGAAAAAGCCACAGCGUCGGGGUGUGUUACCCUGGUGGUUUGUCUUUGUUGGCUGGUUGCUGGUGAUUGGAACCAGUUUUGUAUCGGGAUAUUUCACAAUGCUGUAUGGACUGAAAUUUGGGAAGGAGCGCUCCAUCAGCUGGUUGGUGUCCAUGAUCAUCUCCUUCUUUCAGAGUCUUCUCUUUAUUCAGCCAAUAAAGGUGAUAUGUCUUGCAGUCUUCUUCGCAUUGGUAAUAAAGAGAGUUGAUGAAGAAGAUUUUGAAAAUGUGGCAUUUGAAAGAAACCCUGGUGAUCAAAAUAAUCAACCCACAAAGCAAAGGGAUCACCACCUCUAUGAGCCACCUCCUCCUGCAGACAUCGAGAGAAUGAAAAGGAACAAGAUUAUGGAACAGAAGGCCUUUGCUUUGCUCAGUGAGAUUUUGGUUUAUAUGGGAUUCAUGUGGAUGUUGCUGCUGGUGGCCUACGGCCAGAAAGAUCCCAACGCUUUUUUCCUCAAGAAGCACAUUAGAAAUAGCUUCGCUAAAGAUGUCCCAGACACCAUGACUCUUCAGGAUGUGUUUACAUGGGCUAACACCACUUUGCUCCAAAACCUUUUUGGUGAAUACCCAGGAUUUAUUACAGAUGGAAACUCCAAGCUGGUGGGGAAUGCCCGUCUUCGCCAGUUAAGAGUUCAGCAGAAGUCAUGCCAGACUGCAAGUGUCAUGAUUGCAUUAGCGCCGGACUGUCAUGCCCCAUAUUCAUGGGAGAUAGAGGACAUGGGGUCCUACGAACCUGGCUGGAAUCAUUCUGUUAAAGAUAAUAUUUCUGUAAGCGCCUCCUCUCCAUGGACGUACCAGAGCGAAGCCGAGCUCAGGACUCAGCCUGUCUGGGGAAGACUGGUGCUCUACAGAGGAGGGGGCUUUGUGGCUGAGCUUGGCCCAGAUUUUGAAAAUGGAAGCAGCACACUUGAGUAUCUUUUCCGCAGUAAAUGGCUCGAUAAGUACACAAGGGCAAUCUUUGUGGAGUUCACUGUUUAUAAUGCAAAUGUGAACCUCUUCUGUAUCGUCACACUCUUGAUGGAGACCCCAGCAGUAGGAGCAUUUCAGUUCCACAGUGAACUGCAGGUUAUUCGUCUUUACCCGUCAACAGGGGGUCUUUACUUCUUCGUCAUGGCUGCUGAGAUCAUUUAUUUGCUAUUCAUUAUUUAUUACAUGUUCAAGCAG